AAAACUCUGAUAAUUACUUUUUUCCCUGGUGCAUUUAUUUUUCUGGAAAAAACAAUAUGCAUGGUAACAUUUUAGCGCAGAUAAAAAAAAAAAAAUUAAAUAGCUGCUGAAAAUGCAAUUUCUGAAUUGAAACUGUACCAGGUGGAAAGUAUGCUCAUCCACACAUAGCAGAAGAGCUGCUCCAAAACCUGGUUAUAUCGAAAAAGUGAAACAGUAAAAAGCAAACAAACAUUGUAGGUUGCAGUAGAGAACUAUUUUGUUUGGGUGUGGGGUUUACUGGUUACUUUCCAUCAUGUUUCCUGUGAUUGUUGUUUCAGGGAAUUGUUUCUGAAAAAACAUUGUUAUGAAAAUGAAACCAGCCACCAGUCUCGUAUUACUGCUUCUGGGUAUUCUCUGUGAGUCUUAAGCAGAGGAGAUUUAUAAUGUCGGGCAGGUUUUACUUACUCUUUGCCUUUCUUUUCAGUGUUGGGCCCUUGGAAGCAUCUCGAGAAAUCUUAUUGUGCAAGUCGCCGAGUCUAGAAGUCUGGUAUACUUUGUGCGAUGAAAGGAAUGCUCUUACUCUUUCGUUACAUCCAUGUACAUACAAAGUAGGAGAAUUCCAUCGUUUGAGUUUAACGUGGAUUACCAGGAUGGAUUUACUGCGCGUAUCUGUACAAGUUGAUGUCUGGAAACAAUCUGUAAAAGUCUCAGAGUAUAAAUAUGUUCUGUGUUCAGGAGCUGAUGAUUACUAUCCCUUUUGCGGUGCCAUAAAGGGAGAAACAAUUGAGUUUAGUUCAGACACUCUGUUGCCCAGACUGCAUCUGGUUCAGGAUAAAUAUAUAUUCUCCUUCAAAGUUCUUGCUGGUGAACAAGAAAAGAUGGCGUUUUGUGGUAACGUCUCUCUUAUUCAGAAGGAAUAAGAACAGGCUAUGGAAGUUAUUUCUGGAAAAAUGAAAAAACAUUUUUUCGUAAGCCCCUCCUCAAGAACAUUUUUGAGCCUCACAACUUGCACAUUAUGUAAACCAACAGGAAAGCAAUGCGAGAUUAUUAUGUCCUUGAGUUUCAAAUCCAUAUGCCAACAAGCCACACUAGCACACACUAGCAAACACUACAACACACACUACAACACACACUAGCACACACUACAACACACACUACAACACACUACAACACACACUAGCACACACACUAUAACAUGCUCAAUCAACGCUCUCAUAACAACAAAAAGCAAAGACUCUCUCAACUCAGCAAUGGUCACAGUGUAGCCUGACUGGGAAUAAAGGGAGGACCUUCGUAACUACCAGAGAAACAUCUAUAGAGGUUCUCCAUAGAACGGAUUAGUUCCAGCAAGGCUGUACAAAAUAUAUUGCAACCCACAAUAUUUUAGGGGCUGCACAGACCAUGGAACUAUGCUCCAAAUAUGGUCGGAAUAUAAGAUUUCUGGGUUUCCGUAACACACUUAAUAUCUUGAGAGUUACACACUAGGUUCACCAAGGAUCCGAUUAUAUGAAAAGCGUAUGUUACAGAAUGAUAUGGAAGCAUGUGAUAAAAUUUAAUCAAGGUUAUGAUGCAGAUAAUUCAAACUCUAAUUGGUGGAUCUGGCAUGUAACCCAACCGCUGUAUAUAUGUUACAGUAUAUAACUUGUUUUUUCUUUUUCAUAUUUUUUUCUUCAUAUUUCUUCAUGUAUCUGCUUUAACAAAAACUUUGACAAAAAAUAGUUUGUAAAUGUUAUUUGGUCAUUUUCCAAUAAAUUCACAAAUUAUCAACCAAA
This is a messenger RNA of Xenopus laevis (African clawed frog), 1751 nucleotides long. Its product is annotated as lymphocyte antigen 96-like. The transcript has 6 exons. Lineage: Eukaryota; Metazoa; Chordata; Amphibia; Anura; Pipidae. The record is from RefSeq and is a predicted model, not a curated record. The coding region runs from base 423 to 899 and encodes 158 amino acids.